Microthlaspi erraticum is the source of this 615-nucleotide messenger RNA. NCBI's taxonomy places the organism in Eukaryota, Viridiplantae, Streptophyta, Magnoliopsida, Brassicales, Brassicaceae. The record is from the annotation of a GenBank genome assembly.
AUGGCGCUUAACCCUCAGCUGAUGCCCAAUGGGAUGCCUAUUCCCUUUGUUAAUGAGAUGUUCGUUCUAGUCAGAGAUGGGGUUGAGUUUGAAGUCGACAAGAUCCCUGGAGGGCAUGGAGGCAAUGUUAAGGCCAAGGGAGUGAUUUACUUGUCCAAUAUACGGAUGGUAUUUGUUGCAAGCAAGCCUGUUGAGAACUUUGUUGCUUUUGACAUGCCCAUGCUUUAUAUCCAUGCCGAGAAAUUCAACCAGCCAAUAUUCCAUUGCAACAAUAUUUCUGGUCAAGUGGAGCCUGUGGUACCAGAGAACGAGCACAGAGCUCUAUAUUCAACACACACAUUCAAGAUCCUGUUCAAGGAAGGUGGCUGUGGGACGUUUGUUCCUCUCUUCCUGAAUCUCAUAUCAUCAGUGAGACAAUACAAUAGACAAGUGCAACAAGCAGCAGAAGUAGCUCCACGUGUUGAUCCUCUCCAAGCCGCACAGACCCCUGUGGACGAAAUGAUGAGACAUGCGUACGUGGACCCAAAUGAUCCAACGAAGAUAUAUCUGCAGCAGCCAUCAGGGGAAUCUCAGUUGAGGCGGAGAGCUUACCAUCCGAGUGCACCCGAAUAUUGA